This is a messenger RNA of Exophiala oligosperma, 2316 nucleotides long. RefSeq lists its product as uncharacterized. NCBI's taxonomy places the organism in Eukaryota, Fungi, Ascomycota, Eurotiomycetes, Chaetothyriales, Herpotrichiellaceae. The record is from RefSeq and is a predicted model, not a curated record. Bases 314 to 2155 code for a protein of 613 amino acids. The transcript has a single exon.
GUUGACCGACUGCCUGCGCCGCCUGAAGAUUGACCUGCAUUGCCAGCCGCAUGAUCUCCAACUUCCGUAGCUGAUCAUCCCCAUUACAAUACAUCUCAUCGAGGCGCAGGCGCGCUUUGCCAGUCUGACCAAUACCACCAUUACCAGUAUCUCUUCCGCCCAUGACUUGAUCGUGCUUGGGAUACUAUUUUUGUUUUUACCAGUCACUCUCCUUCAACUGUAUUGACAUCGAAGGUCGGCCCAUCUACAUCAUCGAUAUCAAGUCAAAGCGCCUUAUUGACUUUGGGAAAUAACACCAUUUACAAGCAUCAACAUGUCGACCCCAUCAAGGACACCCCUAUCCAAUUCAACAAAUUCCCCUUCGUCCCGUCGUCCUUUGAACGAGAACAGCCCGAGUAGACCCGGCCAUCCGACCUCAGUGCCCGCGACCACCGGUCAAGGUCUUGCACGCACUCCUUCUCUCCGCCAGCAACGACCUCUGCGCAAAGCACCAACGCGGACAAGUACGUCCUUUGCAUCUGCCGACGACGGAAGCGAGAACGACGAAGCCAAGUCUGCAAACGCACAGUUGAUAUCAGACCUCAGAGAACAAGUACAGCGUGCCGAGCAGGCCUCUGAAUCCUACAGAAGGCAGUUAGAAGGCAUGCAGCAACGGCUGGACGAAGCCACAGCGGAGCAGACUACGGCCGAAGAGCGAGAUUAUCAGAGGCAGACCGAAUUGGAUCGAUUAAAGGCGGCACUCAAAGAGUGCGAGAGGCAAUAUAGAGAGCUCAAAAUAACGUACGAUGAAGACAAGGAGACAUUCCUGCAAGAGCGCGAGAGGCAAGCUGGCAAAGAGGCGGAACUGCAAGGAGUCAUUGGCAGAUUGAACGAGACAUUGCGCACUCGAGGCACUGAGAAGAUCAACAACAGCCGCUUCAGUGCGAGUUUCUCAAAGGCCGAUAAUUCUGCCGACCAUGUGGAAGGGACUCGGGUACGUGACAGCGCAGCUCCGGAUUUACUCCAGUCGCUCCAGCACAAAGAUUCGACCAUCGAGGCCCUCAAGUUUGAUUUGGCGGAAGCCCAACUGAGGUUGGCCGAACAAGAACACAUGGGAGAUGGCCGGCUUCAAUCGCUGGAAAAGGCGGUCAUGGAGAUGAAGAUGCAAAAUGCACGAUUGGUCGAAGAGAAUGAGAGUUUCCAGAUGCUACUUAGCGAGAAAACAUUGAAGGGAGAUUUCAUCCAUGGCCAACAUCACUCCGAGGAGGUCGGUGGCAUGAGUUCUUUGGCUGAAGAACUUGAAUCCACCGAGGAAGCGGAGAAAACAGACGCCUUUCGAAAGCUCGAGACCGAGUAUAGGGUGCUCGAAGAGCAAAACAAGGCCCUCGGAUUAUACAUUGACAAAAUCAUUGGUCGUAUGCUCAAGAAACCUGGCUUUGAACAUAUCUUCCAAGACACCGAGGAAAUACCACCAACUCCCCCCAAACGUGCAACCACGGACAAGGCACUUCCUGCGGUGCCCGAUGCGCAAAAUGCGGCGGCAACACCUGCAUCGGCCGCUAUGAGCGGGUUCUUGCAGCGAGCACGAUCUGUUGUGUCACGACCUGGAGGGGCUCGACCGCGGCCAAUGUCCUACGCGCAGCCGCCUUCAGCACCGACAGCAAAUGAGAAUCCCGAUACGGCUCCCAGUAUUCCACUCCAUCGAGGCCAGCAUCGCCGAGCAAGGUCUGACCAGGCCGAGACCGACAUGGCUGCGGCUGCAUUGGUUCAGCAGAUGAACCGUGGAUCUCCCAUGCGUACGGCCUCGGGCAGUCCUUUGAGCCCUGGAAUUCGUCCGCUGAGUCCGCCAAUGUCCCAAGGGCGCGGUUCGUACUUCCCUCGUGUGCCCUCGGGUCCACGUGGUGAUAGUUCUGCCAACAGCGUGACCAGUGAUCACAGCGAGGAACAGCGGUCAACGACCGACGGGAGCUCUACUGCGGCGGUGUCAGGAGGAGCCCACAGUCACCAACAGCAGGCCAAUAUCCCUGGGGCAGUGAUGAAGCAGAACCAACUCCGACCGUUGCGUCUGGUACAAACCCAGAAUGCAGAAGAAGAGGCUCAGAAGCGAGCAAACCGAAGUAGUUGGAUGGGAUGGCUACGAGGGAGCACAAUCGAAGCACAACAACAGAAUGAGUGAUUCAUGAUCAUUCAUGUUGGAUGUACGGAGUAUGUAUGUAUGUGCCUCUGGUAAAGAAACUUUAAUGCGGCCAGGGCGGAAUGAUCGGGAUGCUAUACGAGAAUGUAGACGGGACUUAAUAUAUACCACUCUUUGGAAUGCGAUGGAGAUUUUUCUUUUUC